AUGGACCCUCAGGCUCUUUCUGGACUGUUUGGGACGACGUACAGUCCCGAUCCCAACAUGCGCAAGCGGGCCGAGCUCCAGAUUCGAGCCCUCUCCAAGGAAGAGGGAAUGCUCCCGGCUGUGAUGCAGAUCAUUGGCGCAGAAGGCGUCGACCCGUACGUCGCCGGUGGCUUUGCCCGUCCUUUGACACGAAUGCUCACAUCUCCAACUAUAUCACAGGAGUAUCCGCCAGGCAUGUGCUGUUUGGCUCAAGAACCGGUAGAACGCGCCUACGUCGUUGGAGCAGACAAUACAACUUCUGAUCAUACCCCCGUCUCGGUUGGAGACCGCGCUGCGCUCAAGUCGGGUCUCCUCCAGCUCUUGGUCUCUGCAACGUCCCGUCCACUUCGACUCCAGCUUGCCAAUGUCCUCAGAUCAAUCAUCUCGCGCGACUUUCCACAAGAGUGGCCCGGCUAUCUCGAAAAUGUGACCGCGCUCUUGUCUUCUCAGAAUCCACAAGAGGUCUACGUAGGUCUGAUUGCCACUGUCGAACCCAUCAAGGCUUUCCGCUACCGCUCGAGCUCGAACAACCUCGAGGUCAUUACCGCAGCCACAUUCCCACUUCUUCUCCGAAUCGGCCAACAAGUCGCUGCGAAUCCAUCUGGACCCAUGACCGCCGAGUUUCUCCAUCUUGUUUUCCAAUCGUACAAAAACGCGGCCCUCACCUCGCUUCUCCCGUCGCAAAUGGCACCCGACAGUAUCGUUCCUUGGGGUCGCCUCAUGCUCGACGUUGUCAGUCUCCGUGUUCCACUCGCCGAUAUGGACGAAGAGGAGAUGGAAAAGCACGAAUGGUGGAAGGCCAAGAAGUGGGCCUAUGCUUCCUUGAACCUGUUGUUCUCGAGGUAUGGCAACCCGUCGCAAAUGCCAGCAAGUCUCGCCAAAAAGUACAAGACAUUUGCAGACAACUUUGUGACCUCGUUUGCACCUCAGAUUCUUACCGUCUACCUCGAACAAGCCCGCCUCUACGUUGCUCGAGAGGUCUGGCUCAGCAAGCGAUCACUCUAUUUCAUCGGCCAAUUCUUCUGCGAGUGUGUCAAGCCAAAGACGACCUGGCACCUUCUCAAGCCUCACUUUGAGACGCUCGUCUCUUCCUUUGCGUUCCCUCAGCUCUGCUUCACCACUGAAAAGCAAGAGCUGUGGAGAGAUGAUUCAAAUGAGUAUCUCCGCCGUACUUUUGAGGAAUAUGACGAUUAUCAUAGCGGAGUCUCCACUGCCACUUCUUUCCUCCUGACACUGGCAAAGACCCGAACGUCAGCUACAUUCAUCCCGACGCUGACGUUUGUCCAAAACCUGUUGGCAGCGGAAUCGACGCCUCCGGAACAACGAUUCGGUGCAUUGAACAUGGUGGUCUGCCUCUCGAGUGUCAUCAUGGUCCAUCCAAAUGUCAAGGGUGACAUUGACACGUUCCUCCUUCGAAACGUGAUCCCUCUCCUCGGAUCAGACGUUGGUUACCUUCGUGCAGUGGCGGCAGAGGUAGUCGGUGCGCUCGAGCAGCGUUUCGUGACUUGGAAUAAUCCCGAGGGUCUCGCCGUUGCGUACAAUGCUAUUGUAAAGGCGAUGGAUGAUCCCGAAACGCCCGUUCGCGUUCACGCGAGUUUGGCCCUCGCUGAGAUGCUUCGCCAUACCUAUGUCAAAGAUGCGGUCAAGCAGAUUAUCGGCAAAGUCAUUCAGACCUACCUCGAGCUCGCCGAAGCAACCGAACUGGAUACCCUCAACAGUACGAUGGACACGUUUGUUCAGCUCUACGCCGACGAGCUCUUGCCCGUCUCCGCUCAGUUGACCUCGCGCCUGGCGACGACGUAUAUGCGCUACGUGCAAGAGGUGAUUCAGCUGGAGGGUGCUGAAGAGCCGUCGGAUUCGGCGCUCGAGGCGAGCGAGAACAAAAUGUUUACACUUGCUGCACUCCUCAAGACGAUUGGCACGAUUGUCACUGCUAUGGAUGGAUCUACAGAGAUUACGAUGCAGAUUCAGCAAAUCUUGAUCCCACCCAUCUUGAUCACCCUCCAGCAUUCGAUCAUCGAUGUCUUGGAUCAUGCAUUGGAUCUCGUGGACAGCCUGACGUUUAAUCUUAAGACCAUCUCGCCCGACAUGUGGCCCAUCUUUGAACAAAUGUACAAGCUCUUCAAAGGCAACGUCAUUGACUUCCUCGAGGAAAUGCUGCCUUCGUUGGACAACUUUAUGAGCUAUGGCAAGGAGACGUUCUUCGCGCGUCCUGACUACUGCGAGAUGAUCGUGGAUAUGUACGAGACGGCCAUGGCAUCGCAGCAUCUCGGCGAAGCGGAUCGCGUCAAUGCGUGCUCGUUGAUCGAAGCGUUUAUGCUCAACUUGCGUGGACAUGUCGACGAUAAAAUCCCGCGUAUCCUCACCGUAGCACUGAAGCAGCUCGACCCAGCACCCAAGACGCGCUCGCUCCGACUCGCAAAUCUCAACGUCUUGGUCAACGCUGUGCUGUACAAUGCACCAUUGGCGUUCCAAGUGAUUGAAUCGUUUAGCCCCAAUUCGUCGCGAAUCGUGUUUGACAAGUGGUUCAAGUCGAUGAGCGAGCCUGGAGGUUUGCCGCGUGUCCAUGAUAUGAAGUUGAGUAUCAUGGCCAUGUGUGGGCUACUCGAGUUGGAUCCAAACAAUAUCCCUGUGUCUGUCAAGGAUGGAUGGGCCAGUAUUGUCCCUGCUAUGCUCGGUGUGUUCAAGGGGUUGCCCGAUGCAGUCAGCAUGCGCAAGAAGCUUCAGGAAGAGUUUGCAGAAGAGGAUGACGAAGAAUUGGAAGACGAGGACGAUGUAUUGGUGCUUGACCAUGAUGAUGAAGAGGAUGUGUAUGACGAGGACACGGCUAUUCGGGACGUGAUGGCUCGCGAAACGGAACGUCUGCAACAGAACGCGGAAAAGCUGGCAGCCGGUCAAACCGAUGUGGUCGACGACGAGUCGCUCUCCGAUGAGGAGAUUGAAGAGGAACUUGGAUAUAUCAGCCCACUCGAUUCGGUUGAUCCAUAUUUGGCAUUCCAAUCUGCGCUUGCGACGUUCCAGAACGUCAACCCAGCUGGAUACCAGGCUGCGACGACGUCGCUCAACAUGAACCAGCAAGUGCUGCUUGGCGAAACAUCUUCGCCACCACUACUCACGAUCACCAUGUCUGAUAAGCAAUCCAUCAAGGGAUCCAUCCGAGGCUCCAUUCGUGGCUCAGUCCGCGCGAGCUCCAUCCGCACCGUUGCACCAUCUGAUCCAGCAGAGACGUCGACUAUUUCCAACGGCAAGACUCCUGCCGCCGCCUACGCUGCCCAAACCACGAUGGGCCCCCAAUCACCUGUGUCCGCCCUCUUUGCUCACCCCUCUGGAGGAGACGACGUAAUCCUGCGAUCGUCUGAUGGAUACGACUUUUUCGUCAACCGGUAUAUUCUCCAAAUUGGUUCCUCCACCCUCGCAUCGAUGCUCCCUUCCAAGUCAAAGGCAAAUGAUGGAGACGAACCACCGGUGCUGCUCUUACAUGAGCCCGCGUGCAUCUUGGACGUUGUCCUGACGCUCUUGUAUCCGGUCGAGCCACCGACAUGGACGUCGCUCGAUGGGUUUGGACCCGUGAUGGAUGCAGCGUUGCGGUACAAUAUGCAUGGCGCCAUCGAAACGCUCAGAACCGCUCUCAUCUCCCCACGACGUGUCGAGGAUCAAAUAUUGCCUUCGUUUUCCGACAUUGACCCUCUUCGCGUCUUUGCCAUUGCACGACAAAGUGGGCUCGAGCCCGAGGCGCAAUUGGCGGGUAAUGCGACUCGAAAUAUCAGCUUGAGGAAUUCGCAGAUGAGCGUCGAAGUGGAGAAUAUGCCCACGAAGUAUUAUCGUGAGCUGAUUACACUGAGGGAUGAGAGGGGUCAUUGGAGGGAGACAUUCAAGCUCUUCAAGACAAAGGGUGUCACGCUCAGGGGAACCAGUGGUCUCUCGAGAGUCGGGAGCUCGAGGUCGACAGUUGCCCCUAGUUUCCUUGGCCGUGUUCGUGGUUGA
Molecule: messenger RNA, 4023 nt
Organism: Serendipita indica DSM 11827
Lineage: Eukaryota; Fungi; Basidiomycota; Agaricomycetes; Sebacinales; Serendipitaceae
Source: the annotation of a GenBank genome assembly